Molecule: messenger RNA, 1071 nt
Organism: Phoenix dactylifera (date palm)
Lineage: Eukaryota; Viridiplantae; Streptophyta; Magnoliopsida; Arecales; Arecaceae
Product: FCS-Like Zinc finger 13-like
Source: RefSeq, a predicted model, not a curated record
GAACCCAAUUCUCCACUCUUCUCUCCUCUCUCUCCCUCUCCAUUUCCUGAACUCCCUCCGGCCAGGAUGGCCCAGAGAUCCCGGCCGGCGAUCCGGAAGCUACCGGACCCGAUACACGCCGGAGACCGGCCGCUUUGGCCCGCCGACGUGUCCCCAAGCCCACUGGAGCGCAACCCGCUCUCGCCUAAGGGGUGGAAGAAUCGGGAGUCGGAAGGCAUUGGGCUGGGCAUCGUGGCGGCCCUCGAGAAGGCCGGCGGCGAGGUUUCGAAGAAGCUCGUCGUGGGUGCGCCUAAUUUCCACGCGACGGCGCCGAUAAUGAUUAAUUCUCCGAGGACCGCCGGAAGACAUAGAUCGUGUGUAGAUGUUCCCGAAUUGAGAUGCGGUGGAAGCUGCGCAACCACUACGAGUGGCUGCUGCGGUGAUGGGGCUAAAGUUGUUCAGGAUUUGAGAUGGAGGGAGCUGGGUCACUUUUACGGGUCGACUAAGAGGGUUCCUGAAGAAGCACCGGCGUUUCAUAUGGCUGAUUUCCUUAGCUAUUGCUACUUGUGCAGGAAGAGGCUUCAUGGCAAAGAUAUAUACAUGUACAGAGGGGAGAAGGCAUUUUGUAGCAUGGAGUGCCGGUACCGGCAAAUCGUAAGCGACGAGUACCAGGAGAAAUGUGGAUCAGAAGUUUCGAAGCCAUCGGAUCAUGUCUCGAGCUCACCGUACUCUGGUGGCCAGCUCUUCUUUACAGGCAUCGUGGCGGCCUAGCACUUGAACCCAUCAUCGACCGUUGAGAGUGGUUGAUGAUUGAGAGGAAGGCAUCGAAGAGCAUGAGAAUUGGCAGCUAUACAUGGUAGAUGACGAGGUGUGAUAGGAUCGGCAUAGCAAAAUUUUGGCAGCAUGAGCUUUGGAGUGUGAUCUGUAUUUGGGGUUGAAGAAAAUAAUAAUAAUAAUAAUAAUAAUGCUCUGAAAUUUUCUUCCUCGAAGGUUUGGGAAGGUGAUUUGCCACAAAUCUUCUUGUUUGAUAUUCGAGGAUCAUGUUAUACCUUCAUGAAUGAAUAUAAAUGCAUCACAUAACUUAGAAGAGGG